GUUAGUUUCAACCAUUAGUUAGCUCUUACAGGUCCCAGCCUGUAGACAUCUUUUACUUCAAUCCCCUGAACAGAUAGUUGUAUUCCUUCAAGGCAAUAUAGUGUGGUGGUUUCUGGAUGAAAUGUUUGCCGUUGCUUUCUUCAUCUUGUCUUUGAUGACUUGUCAGCCUGGGGUAACUGCACAGGAGAAAGUGAACCAGAGAGUAAGUCGAUCUGCUACCCCCACAGCAGUUACCUGCCAGCUGAGCAACUGGUCAGAGUGGACAGAUUGCUUUCCAUGCCAGGGCAAAAAGUACCGAUACCGGAGCCUCUUGCAGCCAAACAAGUUUGGGGGAACCAUCUGCAGUGGGGAUGUCUGGGAUCAAGCCAGCUGUUCCAGUCCCACAGCUUGUCAAAGCCAAGCACAAUGUGGACAGGAUUUCCAGUGUAAGGAGACAGGUCGCUGCCUGAAACGCCACCUCGUGUGUAAUGGAGACAGGGACUGCCUUGAUGGCUCUGAUGAGGACGACUGUGAAGAUGUCAGGGCCAUUGAUGAUGACUGCACCCAGUACGACCCAAUUCCAGGAUCCGAGAAGGCAGCUUUGGGGUACAAUAUCCUGACCCAGGAAGAAACUCAGAGCGUGUAUGACGCCAGGUACUACGGGGGCCUGUGUGAGGCGGUAUACAACGGGGAGUGGAGAGAACUGCGAUACGACCCCACCUGCGAGCAGCUCUACUAUGGAGACGACGAGAAGUACUUCCGGAAACCCUACAACUUCCUCAAGUACCACUUCGAAGCUCGGGCUGAUACUGGAAUCUCCUCAGAGUUGUAUGAUGAUGCAAAUGACCUUCUUUCUAAAGUAAAAGAGGACAAGUUUAAGUCUGGUGGAGUGACCAUUGGUGUAGGCCCAUCCAGCGGCUCUGUGAUGGUGGGUGUAGGUGUAUCCGGGUUAGAAGACUCUUCAUUCUUGAAUAAGUUAAGCAAGUAUAAUGAGAAGAAAUACAGCUUCAUGAGAAUUUUCACAAAGGUGCAGACUGCCCAUUUUAAGAUGAGGAGGGACAAUAUCAUGCUGGAUGAAGGAAUGCUGCAGUCAUUAAUGGAGCUGCCGGAGCAGUACAAUUACGGCUUGUAUGCCAAGUUCAUCGAUGACUACGGAACCCAUUACAUCACAUCUGGAUGGAUGGGUGGCACUUACGAAUAUAUCCUGGUCCUUGACAAUCAAAAAAUGAACUCCCGUGGUAUUACCAGCGAAGAUAUCAGGACAUGCUUUGGAGCCUCUGUGGGCAUUGAGUAUGAGUAUACAAAUAGCAUCACCAUCGAAGGAAGUUUAUCAGGAGAUCGCUGUAAAAAAUUUGGAACUGGCAAAAGUGAAAGCAGCAGGAAGGCCAUAGCUGUGGAAGACAUCAUUUCUCUGGUGCGAGGUGGCAGUUCUGGCUGGGCCGGUGGCUUGACACAUAACAGGAGCACCAUUACCUACCGUUCCUGGGGGAGGUCAUUAAAGUAUAAUCCUGUUGUUAUCGAUUUCGAGAUGCAGCCCAUCCACGAAGUGCUGCGGCACACGAACCUGGGGCCCCUGGAGGCCAAGCGCCAGAACCUGCGCCGGGCCCUGGACCAGUACCUGAUGGAAUUCAACGCCUGCCGCUGCGGGCCCUGCUUCAACAACGGGAAGCCCAUCCUCGAGGGCACCAGCUGCAGGUGCCAGUGCCGCCAGGGCUACCUGGGCCCUGCCUGUGAGCAGACGGAGAUAGAGGGAGCCAAAGCGGAUGGGAGCUGGAGCUGCUGGAGCCCCUGGUCUGCGUGCAGAGCAGGCACCCAGGAAAGGAGGAGAGAGUGCGACAACCCAGCACCCCAGAACGGAGGGGCCUCCUGCCCGGGGAGGAACGUGCAGACCCAGGCUUGCUGAGGGUCUCAGGGCACAGGCUGGAACAGGUUCUGCCCUGGGGCCACCUGCACAGGCUAUCGGAUAAGGACUUGUUUCAGCUCAGAGAAGUUGCAAAACAGCAUCGACUUUUUUCUUUGUCCUGCCAGUUUGCAGGCCUAAGACUAGGCUGUCCCACUGACAGCCAGCUGUUCCGCUAUCUGCAAAACUCAGUUGUUUAUUCAAGAACUGGAUGUCGGAGUGUUAACUAGAGACUCAGUCCUGCUCACACCCAAAACAAACAAACCCAAACCCAAGAAAACUGAAUCCAUAGCUUAGGAGAACUCAGAGGAUGGUAGAGGGACAAGGCAAGGACACACUCUUAACACAAUCAGUGCUCAAUAAAACAAAAUGUGAUGAUAA
Molecule: messenger RNA, 2260 nt
Organism: Microcebus murinus (gray mouse lemur)
Lineage: Eukaryota; Metazoa; Chordata; Mammalia; Primates; Cheirogaleidae
Gene: C8A
Product: complement C8 alpha chain
Biological process (GO): complement activation
Cellular component (GO): membrane attack complex
Molecular function (GO): protein binding
Source: RefSeq, a predicted model, not a curated record